AAACGUCAAAUUCUAGUUACGUCAUUUUUUGGUGAAAUUCUCAAAAAUGUCUCAAGCGGCUAAAACUGCAGCCAGACAAGUAAAACCUAUAUUAUCCCUUAAUAAGGAAGAAGCUAGAAAAAGGGUACUUAAUUUAUACAAGGCUUGGCAUAGGCAACUGCCUUAUAUUGUUAAACAAUACGAUAUUCCAAAGAAUAUUCCUCAAUGUAGAGAAAAAUUGAGGGAAGAAUUCACGAAAUAUAAUAAUAUUCAAGAUGUGAGGGUUGUUGAUAUGCUUAUUAUUAAGGGUCAAAUGGAGUUAAAAGAAGUUGUGGAAGUGUGGAAACAGAAGGGUCACAUUAUGACUUACUUCAAGGAAAGUCAGGAACCCAAACCAAAAGAUUUCAUAUCUAAAUUCUUAGCUGGUGUUAAUUAAAUUGGUGGAAUUGUUGCUGUUAUAGUAAAUGUAAAUAAAAUAAUUUAUAGGUAGCAAAACAUUUAUUUAUUAUCAACUACAAAAUAGAGAGCAUUUCUAAGAGUUCAAUCCUUGUCGAAAGUUAAAACUAAUAGUUGUGAUAUGGUUUAUUUCUAGUGAAUCUAGAAAUUAGGUCAUAUCCCCACUUUGGCUGAUCCCCAGGUACCAUAUGCCCAGCAUUUCUUACCAAAAUUUCUGUGAGGUUGCCAGCUUGUUUAACAUACCCAGCCAAUUCAGUGCCAACAUACCAUUUGUACCUCGGAGCAUUCUUAUAUGCAUCAGCUCCAUUAAACUUUAAUUGCUUCAAAUAAUUAAUGGUUAGUGGAUAAGCAACAAUAAUAUCCAACUGUCCAUUAUAAAUUAAAACCCUGUAGUUGCCAAUCAAUUCUGAAACCCAAGGAGCAACCGAUUUCAUUACAUCCUCCAUUAAAUUUACUUCAACAGUUGAAUCUUCGCCAUGAAAAGAAGCAUUUCCGACGUGAAUGGCAGCUCUAACGUCGUUUCUUUGAAUGUAUUUCCCCAUAAACGCCAUUUCUGUAUUCAUAGGAUCUUCAGGGUAUAAGUAGUUGAAGUAGUUAUCAUAUCCUGUCACGUUUUUGAAGAAAGAAGUAUGGUUGUUGAGAUCACCAUUUAAUAGGUUGUCAAAUAUUUUAAAUGCGUUCACAUAAUCUUUGUCUUGAAUGUAUUUAACACCCUGUGCCUCAUAUUUCUGCACCAGUGUUCUCAUGUUAGUAUCGAUAAGGCCUAGUUGAUAUAAAUAAUCCCCAUACUUCAACUGAUGCUCUGGAUCACUUAAACCAUUACCAAUACUUAGACCUUGUAGAUUUAUCUUAAGUUUAGCAUCAGGGUUCUUUUUGUGGAUUGUGUACGAUAGUGCAGGAACAUAUUUGCCAGCAUAUGAUUCACCUGUUACAAAGAAUGGGUUUUUCUGUAACUCCGGGAAAAGUAGGUAGAAUUGUUGCAUUGCAGCCCACAAAUCUUCCCCUACUUUGGUUUCAUUUUGGGCGUAACCGCCUUUGGUGAAACUGUACCCUGUCCCGACUGGGUUAUCAAUGUAUAUAACGUUGUGUGAUUUAAUCCAAGAAUAUUUCCGCAAUUUUAAUCCGUGCUUUGCUUUCACCGUAAAGGGUCCAUUUUCCGUGAACAGUCCUAUGAGGGAAGUUGCCCCCGGGCCCCCUUGCAACCACAAAACAACAGGAUCUUUGGUUGGGUCAGUUUGAGAGGGGAAGUACCAGAAAAAUAGGUUGGAAUCGAAGGCUUUAUCCACGGUGAAAUAUCCGGAAUAACUUUUUACGUUCUUGAAUCCAUUGAAAUGCACUUCAGCAGCCGAUCUUGCGACCUUAAUUUUGCCUUGUUCGAUAAGUGGGGUUAAAAUCAACGGCGAACCGGGGUCGUCUGUAAGCUUCUCUUCUAAUAUUUUACCGUAGAAAUUAGGGAAUGCACUAUGCACACUAAAUAUUAUUGUUAUGAAGAAAAUUAGCAAAAACGUUAGCUUCAUCUUAUUGCUGGAUAAAUUGCAGUAAUAAAUUGCAAUAACAAAUUAGUCAUAAACCGAGAUAAACAUAAAGUUCAAAUUUCAAGAUAAAGGCCGCGCAU
Molecule: messenger RNA, 2050 nt
Organism: Brassicogethes aeneus
Lineage: Eukaryota; Metazoa; Arthropoda; Insecta; Coleoptera; Nitidulidae
Source: the annotation of a GenBank genome assembly